Molecule: messenger RNA, 2097 nt
Organism: Plodia interpunctella (Indianmeal moth)
Lineage: Eukaryota; Metazoa; Arthropoda; Insecta; Lepidoptera; Pyralidae
Exons: 3
Coding region: 146-469 (107 amino acids)
Source: RefSeq, a predicted model, not a curated record
CUCAAAACGAUUUACUUUCCAAGGAUUUUUUAAUGUUUCAAUUAUGUUAUCGACAGUAACUGACCUACGCAUUACUUAAAAUAGUUUUCCCUUUUGUCACACCUAUAUAAUAACCAGAGUCUCAAUUGAAAAGGUCAUUUUCAAGAUGUAUCUGAGUAGGGUUUGUGUGGGGAUACUUGUGAUUGCCAGUGCCAAAGGGUUGUUUCUGCACCCUUCGUCGGAAACUGGAGGGAAUGCUGUACGGAAGGCGUCUCGUUGGAACUUACCAUGGAUGGGCAUUGGCAUGUGGUGUAACGGGUGUCCGGCCACCGGCUGCGAAGACGACGAGGCAAUCAUACACGGCUACUGCUGCGGCUGCGCUUAUUCUUUAGAUCGUCUGCCCGUACUAUGUCCUCAGUUCCUGCAGUGUCCCCUGAACCUCCACGGCCUUUGUCACGACUACGAGUAUAUGAUGAGGUGUUGUUGUUGAGACUUAUCAGUGGAUGAGUGAAAAAAAUGGCUACAUAUCGGAAUAUGGUACCGUAGCAUUUUAUGUGCAAUAAUACAUGAUAAGAAUUUAGAAAAAUGAACUUUGUAGUUAGGGACCAUUACAUUUUUAUAAAUUUAUUUUAUGUCAUUGCGAAAAAUAAAUAUCUUGACAAAUUAUGCGACCCCGAUAAAGCAUUUUAUCAGAAAGUAUUUUAUGUAUGUACCUAUGUUUUCCAUUACGCAAUGUAAUAACAGUUAAUUAUACAGAUUUCAGUGUACAGUUUCUUGUUUAGGAUAUUGUGACUACAUUGUACAAAAGACUGUGUAAUAUAUACUGUAUAUUUUACUGUCUGUUGACAACUAUCACCAUACCUAUGGUAAUAGUUGACAGCAUGCAAGAUCAUUAAUUAUGAUAGGUGAACUACGGUUAUUGAAAUGAAACAUCCUUUAUAGCAUACUGUUUUAAUUUCUAAGAAACCCUCAAUACAGAAUUAUAGUGGGUUAGCGGAUUGAUUUAAGUAAACUUAACUCUGACGUAAUAGUACAAAAAUAACGACAUAAGUUAUAAUAGUGACAGAUUAUAAAUAAAUUCUUUGUCCAAUAUUCCAAAGGGCAUAUUUAACAUCAUAAUAUAAACUACCUCAUUCCUAAUACUCGAACUUACUGAGAUAACAAAUUACCGUUUGAAAUAUCGGACAAUUGUUUAAAAUUUAAAAUUAUCACAAUAUUGCUGUGAUAUUGAUAUAUGAAUAUGUCUUUUAAUUAAUACUAUGAUCCCGCUUUACAUUUAUCGAUGGCUAUAUAAGUUUACUAUAUUGUAUCUGUCUAAUUAACUAAGGCUGAUUUGCUAUAUCUACGAUUUUGUGUAGUGCUUCGUUCACAUACGCUUAGGAGCUGACAGCUCAGCUCCAAGGCAUUUACUUAAUCAUAACUGCUAGUGGACAUAAUUACGAGUAGUUUAAGUCAAUUUUAAAAGACUUUGAAUGACAUGCACACUUCUGGGAAAAGGCAGUGAGAGUUUGAGGCGCCGCUUCUCCAUUUGUGCUUUGGAAGCGAUGAAUGAGGCAUUACAACGAGCGAUAGCUUAACCUACAUCGCAAACUAAUUGCAAUUGACAAGACUUAAACUUACUAAGCGUAUGUAAACAGAGUUUGGACACAAAAUGUUGAACAUAGCACAACCCAUGUACGCUUCCACUAUAGUUAUAUAUAACACCCAGUGCAUAUUAGUACCUGUGACGGAAUAAACAGAAGCUGGAAUAUCGCCUACAAGAAUGGACAUCUUUCUGUAACUUUAGAUUGUAAUAACUUAUACAAAGGGGCACACUACACCGUGUCUUCGGAAUUUCAUAAUAUUAAAAUUUAAUACAUUAUUUGUAAUUGUUUUGCAUUGCCACACUCCAUACCGACUUAGCAUAGUGCGCCUAUCUUAUUUAAAGUUAUCUAAACGAAAUCUUUUUUUGGACACAGCGGUUACAUAGGCGCGAAAUUUCCUACUAUUUGAUAUUCAACGAAAUUAUUUCUUAAAUUUACAUAUACGGACAUGUACGUUGCGCUCACACUUCAAGAUUCGAUUCCCGAGUGGAACUUCAGUAAGUGAACAGUAAACUUUUCACAAGAUCUUCGUCAU